CUGUAGGACGACCGGAUAACGGGAACCGAGAAGGGGGACAGGAGCAAAACGCGUCAGUCUGACAGACAUAGACGGGGUGCUAUUGUAUAACACGGGCCUUCUUCGGUCUUUUCACUCCAGGCUUGCAGAAGGAGCGGCUGCUUUCUGUUGUGCUUUUGCCUCUUUUCGUUUUUCUCUCACCGCGGAGGCAGAGACGGAGCGCGGCAGCGGGGCUCGGUGUUGCAUCGGCCGCUGGCGGAGGACCUGCACAUGUCGGCGCGGUGAGGGAGCGCUUGUUUCCCCGCCCUGAUACGGUUGGAGGACGGCAGGAGGUGGAGGUUGUGUGGAGGGGUACAAACCGCGACGAGAACAACAUUACCCACCUCUGAGAGAAAAUAAAUAAAUAAAUAAAAACAAGCAGGUGCGGCCGUUUGAACGGUCGAAAGAGGAUCCGUUAAAAACGAGCGAGAAGGACAACAGUGAUGCGGCAGCCGAGGUGGGCCCAGAUUGAUGAUUUUAUGAUAUCAUCAUCCACCGCCAGGACCGAUCACUGAUUUUAUUGAUAAGGAGCAUCAUCGAGGAGAAUAAGCUAUAAACUGACCUGGGGUCCGUUUGUUUGUUUUUGAGCUGGAUAAACAGGAGGAGGUUAAUCGGUGCUUGAUUACAGUGAUUUCUUUACAUAAGGAGCUUUGUGAUCAAUUAUAGAAAUAAAUAUCCAAAUUUAGGCCGAUGACUUAGUCUGUGUGUGACGCCAAUACAGCAGCAGAGAGGCGUGUGUGUAUGUGUGAGGAGACGCGCCUGUCUGAGCAUCAUCUGGUAGCUGCACAGGCUACUCCUCCACUGGGAUGAUACACAUGCCAUUUUUCAUCUGUGCGUGAAAAACUGAAGAAUCAGGGAUGCUGCUGAUGCUGCUGCCAUUUCCUGUCCGGCUCUGAUAGAGACAGCGAGGCGCACAGCACGGGACUGGACAUCCAGAAAAUAUCUCUCCUCACCUCUCCUCCGCCUCUGCACCUUCUCCCCCCUUUAUCUCUCCCCCCUCUCCUCCUCCUCCUCCCUCCUCUUCCUCCUUUUCCUCCACCACCCCGGAGCGUCUAUUCAUUCUGAUCAAUUGAUAAUCCAUCUGUGAUUCAGAAAGCCACCCACUCCUCCAUCCUUACCUCCAUCCUCUCCUCCAUUCACCCAUACAGUCUCAAGCGCCUCUUUACGCACUCACACGCGCAAAGCACGCACGCAACAACACCACCACCACCACCGCAUCACCACCACCACCACCGCCAUCUACAGCUAUCAUGGAGACGACCAAGCUGCCUCCGUCCAGCCCGUCCUCGCCGACCACCAGCUUCUCGGUGCCGUCCGCGGAGAAGGUGGACGGCUUCCCGCGGAGGUCGAUGCGCAGAGCCCGGCAGAGGAGGUCCCACAGCUCGUCCCAGUUCCGCUACCAGAGCUCCCAGGUGGAGCUCACCCCACUGCCCCUGCUCAAAGACGCCCCGGUGGCAGAGUUACAUGACCUGUUCUGUAAGAAGCUGCAGCAGUGCUGCGUGCUGUUUGAUUUCCUGGACUGCGUGGCCGACCUGAAGGGGAAGGAGAUCAAACGUGCGGCGCUCAACGAGCUGGUGGAGAGCGUGGCCACUAGCAGAGGAGUCCUCAUAGAGCCUCUGUACCCAGAGGCUAUAAAGAUGAUCUCGGUAAAUAUCUUCCGGACUCUUCCACCCAGCGAGAAUCCAGAGUUCGAUCCUGAGGAAGAUGAGCCAACACUCGAAGCCUCCUGGCCGCAUCUGCAGCUGGUGUACGAGUUCUUUCUGCGUUUCCUGGAGAGCCCGGACUUCCAGCCCUCCAUGGCCAAACGCUACGUCGACCAGAAGUUUGUCCUGCAGCUCCUGGAGCUGUUUGACAGUGAGGACCCCAGGGAGAGGGAGUACCUAAAGACCAUCCUGCACCGUGUCUAUGGAAAACUACUGGGCCUCCGAGCCUACAUCCGCAAACAGAUCAACAACAUCUUCCUCAGGUUCAUAUAUGAAACUGAGCACUUCAAUGGAGUUGCGGAGCUUCUGGAAAUCCUCGGCAGCAUCAUAAAUGGCUUUGCCCUGCCCCUGAAGGCCGAACACAAGCAGUUCCUGGUUCGGGUCCUCAUCCCGCUACACACGGCAAAGUCCCUUUCCAUCUUCCACGCACAGCUGGCCUACUGUGUGGUGCAGUUUAUGGAGAAAGAUGCUACAGUGACUGAAUAUAUCAUCAGAGGGCUGCUCAAAUACUGGCCAAAAACCUGCACGCAGAAAGAGGUGAUGUUUCUGGGGGAGAUUGAGGAGAUCCUGGAUGUGAUCGAGCCGUCUCAGUUCAUCCGGGUCCAGGAGCCACUCUUCAAACAGAUUGCAGCCUGUAUCUCCAGCCCUCACUUCCAGGUAGCGGAGCGGGCUCUUUACUUCUGGAACAACGAAUACAUCCUCAGUCUGAUAGAGGAGAACUGUCAAGUCAUCCUGCCGCUGGUAUUCGCCACCCUCUACAGAGUCUCCAAGGAGCACUGGAACCAGACCAUUGUGUCUCUGAUCUACAACGUGCUGAAGACCUUCAUGGAGAUGAACAGCAAGUUGUUUGAUGACCUCACUGCCUCCUACAAAGUGGAGAAACAGAAGGAGCUGAAGCGAGAGAGGGAGCGUGCAGAUCUCUGGCGAGGCCUGGAGGAGCACCAGGAGCGCCGGAUGCAGAUGCUCACCGAGGCGGCGAGGAACCAGCGCAACCUCCAGGAGCGAGGCGAGAGAGGGGACCCACCGACCCCUUCGUCCCCGCAGACGGCUCACUCCGACCAGCCCGAGCCCAAGCCCAGCGGGGCCUCCUCUUCCUCCUCUGGAGCCGGGGAGAGCGCCACCUAGGUGCUGCUCCACACAGAUUGGAUAGCACGGGGGGUUAGGGGACAGGGAGAAGACAUGAGGCUGAUGGUGAAAGUGUUGGGAGAGAAAAGGUACAAAACAAAUCCACUGUUCUUUUUAUCUUGUAUCAUCGAGGGCGUGGCUUUUUUUAAAAAAGCGCACAAACUCAGUGAUCUGAGGUAAAGACUGCACCUUUUUUUCUGACAGAGUUGUGUGAAACUGGUUCACUUUUUGCUGUACACACAUUAUGUUGCAGAUCAGAAGAUGAAUAUUGUCCAAAAGUGCAGACUGUCAUUUUAACUAGUGGCUGGUUUAUAAACUGCAGGUCAGUAUCCAAAACUGGUAGCUGGCCUGCUUCAAAUCAGCCUCAAAAUAAGAGAUGAAACUUCUCUUUUGGUGCAACACUAACAAAGUUUAACACGUGUCUAACUCGUCUUGAUAUUUAACCAACCGAGUUUGAGUCUGUACUGUGGCCUUGUAUUUAUCUUUUGGUCAGAGAUGCUUAUUUCUUGCGUGGAUAGCACAAUACAUUAAUAAACAAAAGAAGCAAUUUCACACAAAUGUCCCAAAACUAUUGACGCACAGACCAGACACACAAACCGUUACACACACACACACACCGACGCAGGUACAUAUUUACUGUAAAUAUGAGUAGACAGAGCUACAGAGUGAAAGUGUAUCCAGGUCAAACAAAGCUCACACACCAACACUCGAUUGACGCACCAAAAUAUUUCAAACUUUUUUUUUAAAAAUAAUUUACAUAGACACACACUCACAUACGUACAGACUCACACACUCACACACACAGCUGGUUCUGGCGCUAACUCUCCCAUUCUGUCGGGUUCCACCAAAGGACGAGCCUAAAGUCCCUCAAGGUUAAAUAACCACUGUUGAAGAUGACGAUAAUGAUAUAAAGUACAAUACUGUUCCUUCUUCUUACUUGUUACUCUACUACUACUACUCUACUCUACUCUAAGUACUACUGAUGAUGAUGAUGAUGAUGAUGAUGAUAAUGUUUUUAUAUAUAUACAUAUGUCUCUGGAUAUUUCUGUAGUGUAUUAUGGGAGAAACACUAGUGUAGCAGAUACCAUAAAGGGGAAGGCCGGCUUGAAUUCUGGAUUCACAUCACAUGUUAACUGUAUGAGGCCAUAAUGUGAGUGCUGAAAUUCAGCGGAAUUCCCCUUUAACAGACCUUAAAGAGGGGAGGAAUGAACUGGAUUGGCUGUGGCUGUUUUUCUUUUAUUUUGAAAUUUUGGGGUGUUUGUGGUGCGUUGGGUGAAUUCUAAAGGGGUGUUUCGUAAAAAAAAAAUCCAAAACAUUCCAUGUUUAAAGAUUUAUUUAUUUAUUUAUUUGUUUGUUAAAGGUGCCCUUUGGAGAUUUUUGCAAACAAAAUUAUGUUUACAUUCAGUGUUACACACCAAAACACAUUUUGUGUAUGUCUUGAAUGCAUUCCCUUCAUCAUAAGACAUUUGUAAAGUUGAUUUUUUAAAUUAUUUUAACUCUUGCAUUGUUUACAUAAAUGUUUACUUGCUCGCAAAUCUCUUCUUCGAUGCCUUUGUUGGCGUAUUGAAAAGUUUCUUUGCACCUUACCGCCAUCAGUUUCUAAUCAGUGGAAUAACAAAAACAGUCAAGUGCAUCGUCCAUGUGCCCAUGUGCAUACAUGUGAAACCUUUAGCGCAAUACAAACAUAAUGGGGACCCGCUCAUAAAAACAUUGCUCUAUAGCACUACUAGUGGUCAAAAAUGCCACAGGGCACCUUUAAUUUUAAAGAAGUGAUGAUUUUUGGGUGAAAAGUUUUACAAAGUCAUUCAUUUUUCCUAGGUUACAUUGUGGAAAAUUGAAGUUUAGAACCCCCCAAUUUCUUACCAAAAAUGUGUCCAAGCAGACGAGUAAACCCCACCCAGCCCAGAGGUUACUGGAGGACAAAUAAAGCGCACCACAAGUGUUUCAGACCAAAAGAAAAACACAUUAAUCCAGUUGGAUUUCUGAACCCGGAGCGUCUGUUCCUUUAGGCUCAGCAGACCUGAUGCUGCUAGAUGGCGACCAUGACGAUGAUAACUUUUUUUCGGUGUGAACCAAGAAAAAUCUGUUUAUUCUUGUCUGAUCAUUACGAUAGAGUGACGGGAUAAAGAGUGGGGGGGUGGGAUAAAACAGAAAAAAAUUAUUUUAGCAAUAUUUUCAUUCUUUCAGGAUAAUCUGUGUGUUUUUAGGGGGUUAAACAGGAAGUGGGUGUCACACUCAAAUGUUUACCCCCCACUCUUGUUUUUACUCCUGUUGCGUCCUUGAUAUUCACAUUGUCUUAAAGGUACUUUCUGUGUAAAAUUAUUUGAUGAAAAAUGAUUUUGCUUUGUAAUUAUGUUGUUUUUUUUCUUGGUUUUUGUAUGAUCUUGUUCAUUUUGUGGAAAACUGAUACUGAUGCUAUUUAUUUUCUAUUUGAUCAGGAAAUGUAACCUUAUUUGAAGAUGGUCAGGUUGUGUGUGUGUGUAUGUGUGUGUGUGUGUGUGUGUGUGUGUGCGCGCGCAUCAGUGUGUAUCCAGUGAGUGAAUCAGUGAGCAGGAGAUGUGCGUAGACAGAGCGAUAGAGAACGAGAGAAAGCAGCUCUCUCUUUGUUUCUUUUUCUCUCUCUCUCCUUCUCUCCUUCCUGAGGGACAGGGUUUGAAUCCGAAUGUAUAGUGAAACAAAUCGAUUGAUUGUUUUUUUGACGCUUGAGACGCAGAGCUACCUGUCGGCUGCUUCGUAACCAAACAUUCAGAAACCCUUCAGACCAGCAGUUUUUCAAAACACUCACUUCAAAUCAUGCCUGAGUCAACAAGGUUUUGAAAUCCAUUUGACUUGCAGCCCUCAAAAUGGUAUUUCAAGUUUUAUUGUGCUGCUGAUGACUGAUUCACACCCAAUCUGCCAUUGCUUCUCUGUACAAAAGAGGUUGUUGCUUUCAAACAUUGACACUGCAGCUUUGCAUUUCAUUUCAUUUGCAGAUGUUGCAUUCAACAUUCAGGGUAUAACUUCCAACACGUUUGUCAGUCAAACCAAAUAUUUUCAAAUUUGUGCAUAAAAGUUCGGUGCUGAGUUUGGAAACAGUAGUUGUAGUGACAUUAACAACGUCAAACUUUCUGCAGCUUGUCACAUGUCAUGGUCUUCAUCUGGGAUGGCAUUGCUCGGUUGUCCUGGAGAUGUCUCAGUAGUCAUUAUAUGACUGAAGUAUGGAACUUUUGUACCAGGUGUUUAGAGUGUAUCAUGUAGCGAUGCAGAUGGUUAAUCGUUAAUCGAUCAACCCUAGAGAAUAUUUUCGACUGGUCACGCAUGUCGGUCUAUAGCUAGCGGCGCCGCUCAUUCAGCAGUUACCACUAGUAAUACCAUCCCAACUUAACAGCAUCGCUGUGGAAACAUUGUUGCCCACCCUCCACUCCCCCACACCCAGGUCACCCUGGUGAGUAAGUGGGUCAAUUUUGAGCCGCAAACCCUCUUUAGUAUUGUUAGCACCCACCGUUAGCUCUGCAGUGUGAGCACGGUUAGUGAUGCUAAUAUAGUUUACAAUGCUAAAGGUAUUUUACGGCUCAAAAUGAAACCACUUAUUCACCGGGGCUACCUGGAGGCGGGGACUGGAGGGUGGCCACCAUGUUUUCAUACAUAAUGCCAAAUGAGUGACGCUGUUAGCUUGUUCCCACCCAACCCAGGGCAUGCGCAGUGCAGAGCGGCCAAGGCUAGCUAACUGGAAGUCGGGCAGUGAGCACUAUGUUUCAGCAAGUUAACGUGAUUGGCCAUCUAUCUUGUCAGCAAAGUCAAUAGUAAAAAAUAGGGGGAAAGACAUUUACAUCACAAAACAUACAAUUUUACCACCCUUUAAAUCGAUAAUGCAUGAAAUGCAGCGCUUAAGCUCAGUGAGUUAACAGAACGCAUGAACUCAUUUUGCAUUUUUUCUUGAAAAUUAACCAGUUAGUUCCCGUGUAUUGAGUGUCGGGUAAGGGUUAGGGUUAGGGGCUAUUGAAAGAAAACUUAACCGAAACUGACAUCCCUAGUAAACUCCAUCUGCUGAUGAAGACUGUGAGAUAAGAUUGAAAGCUCCAGAAAACGCUAGAAAUUCGAACCUGGGUUACCAUCAUUACACGUGCUAGUGGUUCCCAACUAUUUGGCUUGUGACCUCUUAGAGCAAACAAUGCCCCCCUGACCUUCAUAAGGACAUGAGUUGCAAGCAGUUCAACCAAAGAGUGUUUUUCCUCCUUAAAUAGUUUUGAAUGUACGUUUUUUUUUAAAGGUUUUUAGAGGUAAAAGUUUCCAGUAUUUCUCAAGAAAAGAGAAAAAAUUUAAAAAUUAAUAAAGAAAUAAUGUGUGUGUUACAAUUAGGUGCUCAACCUCAAAAAUACAAAUCAGAAGAAAUACGAAAGAGCAAGAGGAAAAUCUGAAAAAUAACUUGUGACCCUUCUGAUUUAUCUCAGGACCCCUGAAGGGGCCCCAACCCUUAGGUUGGAAACCACUGACAUGCGCCUCUCUUCUCUCUUCACACAAUGGGAGUGUUGAAGAAAAGUGCACAAAUUUGCAUGGACGAUGCUCCAUGGCAGCCACAGAUAAUGCAAUGAUGGAUUAGGUGUAAUAGCAGCCUCAUACCAGAAAACACCUGAAAACCUGCACCUGCAAACACCAUCUGGCUGGCAUGCUGAAGAGAAGAAAAUCCAUUUGGUUGGAUUUCAAACGUUUUGAUUCAGGCACUCAAAAAACACAACUGAAAAGAGACAAAACUUGACCUCGCUGUCAUAAAACUCAGCUUACUUAAUGAUUUUUGUUUUGGCUCGCUUACACACAAACCCUCUUGAUUGUUAUUGUCAGUCAGUCAGCUGACUCGGGAAAAACAGAACCCCAGCUCCCACUGUUCUCGAAUUCUCACUUGUAUUGAUCAAUAGUAAUAUUCCUCCUUCUAGAAUUCUGUCGUACGUUCUAGAACUGCUCCAGAACAGGAAGCGAGAGAAGAGAGAGUGUUCGUAGAGAGAUUGGGUAUCGCCUCACAGACAGCCAUCGAACGCUGGUUUCAUUCAUUGUCACAUUUCCUCUCUGUGGCCAUUUUCAUGUGGCCAAGUGUAAACGUAUGCUUUAAAUCAGAGGGGUGGUGUGAACGGACUCGAUGAAAGCAGCCAGUGAAGAUUACAAAACAGAGGAGGAGAAAGACAGAGGAAAGAAAAGACGUAGAGUUAGACACGAUAGAAUGGCAAUAAGUCAGAGCAACAGUAACAGAAUGAGAAUAUAAUGUUACCGAAACCUACAACUGCAUUACGUAGCAAUUUCACUGAAUUUCUAGAUUUGCACUGUCUGCCCAAUGGUCUGUGUUUGUUGUGUUGAAGAAAAACCUUAGAGAAGAUGAUUAAGACGAUGCAGAAGAAGAAGAAGAAGAAGAAGAUGUAUAUUUUGGGGACCAACACAGCGAUGGGGGGGUUUGAAUGUAGAGAGGCUUACUACUGUACGUAACAUUACAGGGGGGUGUAGAAUGGAGAAAAAAAACUAUGUGCUAAAAAUGAAACUUCACUUUGA
Epinephelus moara (kelp grouper) is the source of this 8360-nucleotide messenger RNA. RefSeq names its product protein phosphatase 2, regulatory subunit B', beta (gene ppp2r5b). Gene Ontology annotation, cellular component: protein phosphatase type 2A complex; nucleus; cytosol. The transcript is spliced from 13 exons. Gene Ontology annotation, biological process: protein dephosphorylation; signal transduction. Lineage: Eukaryota; Metazoa; Chordata; Actinopteri; Perciformes; Serranidae. The coding region runs from base 1269 to 2846 and encodes 525 amino acids. Gene Ontology annotation, molecular function: protein phosphatase activator activity. The record is from RefSeq and is a predicted model, not a curated record.